GAUACUUUUUAAAAUGACUCAAUAGGUGGCGCAGCGUUCUUGACUUCCUACAAACAAGCAUGAUCGGGGGAUCCUCACCUAUCAUCGUUCUUAACCAGAACACAAAGCGGGAAUCUGGCCGCAAAGUCCAGAUAGGAAACAUUGCAGCAGGCAAGGCUAUUGCAGAUAUUAUUAGAACAUGUCUUGGACCAAGAUCCAUGUUAAAGAUGUUGAUGGAUCCCAUGGGAGGGAUUGUGAUGACCAAUGAUGGAAAUGCUAUUCUAAGAGAGAUAAAUGUACAGCACCCAGCUGCUAAGUCUAUGAUUGAGGUUGCCCGCACCCAAGACGAGGAAGUUGGAGAUGGAACCACCUCUGUCAUUAUCCUGGGUGGAGAGAUGCUCGCUGUGGCUGAACCCUUCCUCCAGCAGCAGAUGCACCCGACAGUGAUCAUCAGUGCUUUUAGACAGGCCUUAGAAGACCUUGUGGAAAUCCUCAGGGAUAAAAUCAGUGUCCCAGUGGAUAUUACCAACCAUGAAGAGAUGAAGAAAAUUGUCAAUAGCUGUGUAGGAACAAAAUUUAUCAGCAAAUGGGCCAAUUUAGCCUGUGAGAUUGCAUUGAAAGCAACUUCCACUGUCUUCUUGGAGGAAAAUGGAAGAAGAGAAAUAGAUAUAAAGAGAUAUGCCAAAGUAGAAAAGAUUCCUGGAGGCACAAUGGAAGAAUCCAAAGUAUUGACAGGAGUAAUGCUUAACAAAGACAUUGUCCACCCUAAAAUGAAGAGGAGAAUAGAAAACCCGAGAAUAUUAUUAUUGGAUUGCAACUUGGAAUACAAGAAAGGAGAAAGUCAGACAAACAUUGAAAUCACAGAUGAGGCAGAUUUUUCCAAGAUUUUGCAAAUGGAGGAGGAAUAUGUCAAAAAGAUCUGCAAUGAAGUGAUCGCUGUCAAACCAGACCUCGUGAUCACUGAGAAAGGUGUGUCAGAUCUCGCUCAACACUUCCUGGUCAAGGCUGGAAUCAGCUGUAUACGUCGUGUCAGGAAGUCGGACAACAAUAGGAUAGCAAGGGCCUGCGGUGCCACUAUUGUCAACAGAACCGAUGAAAUCCGAGAGGAAGAUGUAGGAACAGAAUGUGGUCUCUUCUACAUUGAGAAGUUCGGAGAUGAGUACUUUACAUUUUUGGUAGAGUGCAAAAACCCCAAAGCUUGCACAAUCCUGCUGCGCGGCGCCAGCAAGGACAUUCUGAAUGAAGUGGAGCGUAACCUCCAGGAUGCCAUGAACGUGACUAGGAAUGUGAUGCUGGAGCCCUACCUUGUCCCAGGGGGAGGGGCGGCCGAAAUGGCACUGUCUCAGGCUUUGAAUGAGAAGGCCAAGAGUAUUACAGGGAUACAUCAGUGGCCGUACCGCGCAGUCAGCAGAGCUCUAGAAGUGGUUCCUAAAACUCUGAUCCAGAACUGUGGAGCCAGCACAAUUAGAACUCUAACAGCCCUCAGGGCUAAGCAUGCCACUGCCAAUAACACCAGUUGGGGUGUGGAUGGGGAGACAGGGAAGGUUGUGGAUAUGAAGGACUAUGGAAUUUGGGAACCAUUCGCUGUCAAAGUACAAACCUACAAAACAGCAAUCGAGACUGCAGUGUUACUCCUGAGAAUUGACGACAUCGUGUCUGGAGUCAAGAAACAGGGAGACUUGGCAGCAGCCUCAGGGGGUGCCCCUAGUGCCCCGCCCCAGGCGUCCGAGGGACCAGAACCAGAGUAAAAAUGAAAAAAAAAUGGAACCCUCGCAGUGGCAAUCUGAUGUCUGUAUGACACUGUGUUCAUCUCGCUUGAGUCAGUCCCCUCUAUUCGUGAACAAAUAUUUUGGAUGCUUGCAAAUGUAAACUAUGAAUUAGUUUUUGCCUGUUUCAUGAGGCAAUUUGAUGUAUUUUGUACUUCAUAUUUAUCAAAUAAAACCACUUUGUGAAAAUGGAAAUAAAAUUCCUAUAAUAUC
This is a messenger RNA of Magallana angulata, 1958 nucleotides long. RefSeq names its product T-complex protein 1 subunit gamma-like. NCBI's taxonomy places the organism in Eukaryota, Metazoa, Mollusca, Bivalvia, Ostreida, Ostreidae. Gene Ontology annotation, biological process: protein folding. The transcript is spliced from 17 exons. The record is from RefSeq and is a predicted model, not a curated record. Gene Ontology annotation, cellular component: chaperonin-containing T-complex. Gene Ontology annotation, molecular function: ATP binding; ATP hydrolysis activity; ATP-dependent protein folding chaperone. The coding region runs from base 60 to 1727 and encodes 555 amino acids.